Messenger RNA from Sabethes cyaneus, 1176 nucleotides. RefSeq lists its product as uncharacterized. Gene Ontology annotation, cellular component: cytoplasm. The coding region runs from base 1 to 1176 and encodes 391 amino acids. NCBI's taxonomy places the organism in Eukaryota, Metazoa, Arthropoda, Insecta, Diptera, Culicidae. The record is from RefSeq and is a predicted model, not a curated record. Gene Ontology annotation, molecular function: AMP kinase activity; nucleoside diphosphate kinase activity; ATP binding. Gene Ontology annotation, biological process: nucleoside triphosphate biosynthetic process. The transcript is spliced from 7 exons.
AUGGAAGUUUUGUCAGAAAAUCAGUAUAUUCGGGAUGUUAACUUUCUUCAUGCAGCAUACUACCCGACAGAACUAAUGUUGUAUUUUGAAAAGCAUCAUAUAUUUGAGAUACUAUUAGAUCUAAUGAUUUUGUUAGAUAAGAAACGUCCUGACGAUAUUUACGAAUUCAUGGCAGAGCAGCUGGUUGAGAUUGCAAGGAAAUAUAAUUGUAUCAAUUUAUCAGUUGAAGUUAAUGCAAGCUCGUGUAGGUCUAAUUAUGACCAGUUCGUAAGAAUCUCCAGUCGAAUGUUGAAAGCCCCUGUCAUACAAAUUAAGUAUCCAACAACUAAAAAAUGUUUCAGGAAGCUGUCAGAUGAAUUGAAACGGUUUAGAUUGCACAAGAAAAAUUUAAUUUAUCAAAAUUUAUCAACCACUGAUGUUUUACCAUCAAAACUAUUCGCUGACAAUCGACACAUCAAGCUAGAUAUUGAUCAACAUGACUCUGAAGGCUCAUCGAAACUUAACCCAUUGAGUGCUAUAGUUUCAGCAGCACAGCAUUUGAAUAACACGGUUAAAAUAUUGAAAUUUAACCCAGAUCACGCAAUGGUCAAGUACGUGGAAAGAAUUGCUAUCAUUGGAAGACCCGGUUCUGGAACACAUUGGCAAGCGCGAAUACUGGCUAACCGAUUGGAUGCUGUACUAGUUUCAGUGAAAGAGCUGAUCAAUAGUGCUCGACUGGACUCCAAGUGCUUCAAGAAGACAUUGGAAAUCGGACUUGAGGACAAUGUACAUACGUCUGAGCUCAUCACUUCAAUAGUUGAAAAACGGCUGUUGGAGCGAGAGUGUUUGCAGUUCGGUUGGAUAUUGGUGGACUUUCCCAACACUGCUGAAGAUGUUGAAAACCUUUUUCGUCUGAUGGUUGUACCACAAAAAAUUUUGUUUCUACAUGCUAACGAGCGGUUGUGUCGAAAAAGAAUGUUAAAUCAACUGAAAUCGUCCAAAACAAUAACGGCUGAAAGUUUCGACGAUGUUUCCAGGGAAAAUAUGUUAGAAACAGAGUUCAAUUACUUCAACUUUCAAAAACGGGAUUUGAUUGACGCUUUAAGGAAACAGAACUGUAUUUUACUGGAUAUAAACGCAAACCACAGGAAGGAGAAGGUGCAGAAAGAUAUUUUAAAAAUUUUAUUGAAAUUGUAA